Molecule: messenger RNA, 4545 nt
Organism: Plasmodium fragile
Lineage: Eukaryota; Apicomplexa; Aconoidasida; Haemosporida; Plasmodiidae
Exons: 7
Coding region: 1-4545 (1514 amino acids)
Source: RefSeq, a predicted model, not a curated record
AUGCAAGAAUUGAAAGAUGAGAUUGCGCAGAAUAUGAAACAGGACAACGAUAAGGACGACGGCAUAGCAGAAACAUUGUGCAGUACGCAUGGAACAGACAGCGAAGACGUGACUCCAGACGACAUAGCUAGGUGUGCACUACUUGCACGAAUAAUGUUUUACAUGGAAGGGUUAAACGGUCAGGGUUCCACAGUCGCUCAAGGACGGGAUAACACCAAUAUGCAACAGAUAGAGGAAGGGAUGAAGUGUAUAAUAGGCAGUGUAUAUAUAAAGAAAAUAAUGGAGCUGUCAUGCUGGGGCGACGAUAUUCGAGAACAUGCUCUGAAGGCCGUGGAACCGCAUGUACAUGCAAUGCUACCAGGACGACCAAGCAGAAGUAGCAAGUGUGUGAAUUGGGAUUUUGGGCGUACUUGCGUCGGAUUAUUUCCGCUUGAAGGGAGAAUUACCAAAUGGAUGUUGAGCGAUAGUAUUGUUACGCAAAGCGUGAAGGACGCCGCAUUCGGCACGUCCUGUUCAGGACAGGCCUGGACACAUAGGACACAGGACAUGAGGGCACAGGCUGCUGCGACAGGCAUACAUGGUACUCAAUGUGCGGGCAGUCCACGUAACGUACAGUUGAAUGGUAAGAGCAUGCUGCGUAGAAUGAAUAAUCAUCAUCAGCAGGCCGCAAGGCAGCAUAUUCAUGAGAAUGGCGGCGGAACGAAAAAGUGGAAUGGAACAGUGGGCCCAGGGGCAACAGCCGAUGGAUGGCGCGGCGGCGGUAAACCAGGACCGGGAUCGUCCACGAAACCAUCAGCAGCUAAAGCGGCCGCACCUGCCACACCAGCACCAGCCAACCCGGUCAACACCGGAGCAGCACCGGCCAAACCAGUAGCGGCGACACCGGCAACAGCGGUGGCAACGAACGACGGGAACACGCAGAUAACGGGAGCUACUGAUGGUGUUAAAGCAAAGGACACCCAAGCAGACGAUUGUCCGGGGGACAAAGUCUGGGAGUGGACAGAGAGGGAAAUAUAUGUGCUGCAGGGUUAUAGUGCUGAAGACUGGAACAAGGUACAGAAGGUGUUGAAGGAAUUUAUUCAACAUUUGCAGGGCACAAAUGAGCUCUUUGACGCGUACGGUGCCAACUGUGAUAAUAUAGGUUGGGAAGAUAUGAGGCCUGGUCAAUACCACAAAGGCCAGAGAGUGGCAGAUAUGAUGAGGUGCAGGAUAAUGUCGGGAGCCUUGUGGUUUGCAAAUGGCGCUAACGCACAAGGGACCACGGUGCAUAUGGAUGACACGGACACGUGGCUACGGUGCGAGGUAGCACAUGUAUUUGGGCACUUACUGAAAAAAAUGUAUUGUACGGAUCAGCAAGGAUGGAGUAGAGGUGUAGAGUAUGCAUAUACAGCACUGCAAAAUAUGGGGCAACAAACAAAUGGGGUAGACGGAAUUAAAGGACCCGUUGUGGAGGGAAAGUGCACCAUGUGUGGGUAUACGGGCUAUAAGCACAAUGCGCAAGCAGUAAAUUUGGAAAUAGCACAAUGGUUGAUGGCAGAAGGAAACAUAUUGUCAGAAAUACAGCAACUAGAGGCGGAAAUGCCCUGUUCGGAGUAUUGGGAAAAGUAUAUUAAUAAGGAGCAUGUAGAAAAAGGGAACCCUAUGGACAAACUUUUGAACGAAAAAGGGAAGGAAAAAAUGAAGGAUAUAAAGAACGAAAUAGUACAGAAAGCAACGAAGGUGUUUGAUAAGGCGAAGGACGCAGUAGAAAAGAAAAUAACACAACUGGCAGGUUCGAAUACGACUCCGAAGAAGACCAACAAAAACGAGGGAAACAGUGACAAGACGACGGCAGCGGACACGGGCAGUGCACAGGGACCUACCGCAGCAGGGGGAAGUCCAAGUCAGGGAAAAGGAGUAGCAAGAUCAGAGGAACCUGCGGAACCACCUGGCCGUCCUAGUGGAACAGAGGAUCAAGCACCCAGAUCACCAGCACCGCCAGAACCGCCAGAACCGCCAGAACCGCCACGUCCUGCAGCGCCCGCUCCAUCGGGGACUUCACAAGGUGAGCAUGAUGUGGACCAGAUACUGAGGGAGCUUGACGAACAGGAGAAAGCACGACUUGCACGUAUUAGUACUACGGGCCGAUUCGAGGGUGAGCACCUGGUAAACGUGAUUCGUCCAGGAGAUACCAGCUGGAUUAGCAUAAAUCACGAUGUUACUCAGGUUACACCAAGUACGCAACCGGAAGGAUCAGGGGUGCACCCUGGGCAGGAACACGUGCCAGCUUCAUCUGAACUACAACCAGAGGCAAAACCAGCCGCAUCAGAGACAACAAAAACAUCACCCGCAGCAACGACACUACCAACAGGAACAGGAGCAGAUUCGACUACGGACAAUAAGGAGAAAUCAAAGGAUCCCAGAGCUGCAGGAACUGCACACAGCCCCGGUGACCAAGUGGUAGAUGGCGGCAACGAUGACCCCCCUCCUCUCAAUCCACCCAAACCAAAACCGAACCCGAACCCAGAUCAGGCGGGUGUCGGCGGCAACGGCCCCGGCGUCGAACCGCCCACAGCAGGUACUGAACAGGGUGGAGGAGGAGGCGCAGGUGGGGGAGGAAGUGGAAGUUCCUCAUCCUCAGGAUCCGGUUCUACGGGUCACCAAAAUCCUGGUUCCUCAGGCACUGCCUCCACUGGGGAUCACAAACCUGAUCACGAUGUUACUCAGGUUACACCAAGUACGCAACCGGAAGGAUCAGGGGUGCACCCUGGGCAGGAACACGUGCCAGCUUCAUCUGAACUACAACCAGAGGCAAAACCAGCCGCAUCAGAGACAACAAAAACAUCACCCGCAGCAACGACACUACCAACAGGAACAGGAGCAGAUUCGACUACGGACAAUAAGGAGAAAUCAAAGGAUCCCAGAGCUGCAGGAACUGCACACAGCCCCGGUGACCAAGUGGUAGAUGGCGGCAACGAUGACCCCCCUCCUCUCAAUCCACCCAAACCAAAACCGAACCCGAACCCAGAUCAGGCGGGUGUCGGCGGCAACGGCCCCGGCGUCGAACCGCCCACAGCAGGUACUGAACAGGGUGGAGGAGGAGGCGCAGGUGGGGGAGGAAGUGGAAGUUCCUCAUCCUCAGGAUCCGGUUCUACGGGUCACCAAAAUCCUGGUUCCUCAGGCACUGCCUCCACUGGGGAUCACAAACCUGGUUCCUCAGGCACUGCCUCCACUGGGGAUCACAAACCUGGUUCCUCAGGACCCGGUUCCACUGGACACACGAAUAAUGAGAAUGUUGGAGCAAAAGGAAACCAGGAGGAGAAAUUACCUGCGGAUGCACCCAUCACCCCUUCCCUGUUCCCGGAAUUAAAAUGGGAACAUGUCAAGCCGCACACCCCCGCGCUCAUUCCCGCGGUGGUUGGUAUUGGCAUCAUUGCCUUUUUCCUAUGGAAGUACUUUGCGUACCUCGGACAAAAACGACGACGAAAGUUUCGAACCGUUCGUGACGUGCCGUCACCGCCACUCGACGAAGAAAUAUUGGACCAUCUACAACGCGGCGAACUGCCGCCACCCGAUUACGGGUACACGAUGAUUCGGGAUAGGCAACCUGCAUCUGCUGCCGAACGACGACCACGUCAUACACGCGUGCAUAAGCGCACCAUCAUCGAGCUACACUUAGAAGUGCUCAACGAAUGUGAAGCGACCGAAUGGGAAAACGUCAAACACGACUAUUUGCAAAUACUCGUUGAAGAGUUUAUGGGGGGCAACAACACGUGUACAAGUAGCUCGCAUGUCUGUACCCCAGACGACGGUUUAGCCACCCAGCACUCAACAAAACACGCCGCUUCACCCACGCCGGAUACACCCACGUAUUCCGACGGAACGCAUGUAUUCCGACCUAACGCAGAGCACCCCGAUCCAUGGAAGUGCAUGGAAACUACACAGUUAGCAACGGAACCUUGUCCACCACAUGACUCCGUCCUCUGUCCAGUUCGUGCGAAUGCGAAUUCGGCCCCUGACCACACUAAUUGGAUUAACUGGAUUGACCGCAACAAACAUAUUCUGCGGGCGUGCACGACGCAGCCGUGGUUUUUGCAAUUAAAAGCGGAAUGGAAACAAUACCUGCGUGAGCACAUGGCGGAACGCGCACACAACGGGCAGCGUGCACUCGGUGAGCGUGGCCAUAUGCCAUCCGUAGAGAUGAAGAAAGAUGCCUGGAAAAAGUGGGUCGCACAGCAACAUCGGCACAUGCGUAUGUAUGGCCAGGAGGCGUGGUUUAAGCAUUUGUUAGAAAAUAUCGCGGAGGAGACAGCAUCGCAAAAAGGCGAAGUACCUCGAGUAGAAACACACUUAGAAGUGGAAAAAGUAAUGGGAACAGCAGAUAUACUAAGAGUGAGAGAUGUACCACGGACGCAAGCACUGCAUCCGCAACCUCAUAUAAAAAAACCGUUAACCGGCCUCAAAUUGUGCAUGCUCCUUCUCGCGUUCGUAAUCGAACAGUGCGAGAUCGAAUGUCGCUUGCAAGAGAAGGAGUUAUAUGUGGAUGCCCUAUUGGAAAAGCUCUGA